Molecule: messenger RNA, 2443 nt
Organism: Lucilia cuprina (Australian sheep blowfly)
Lineage: Eukaryota; Metazoa; Arthropoda; Insecta; Diptera; Calliphoridae
Gene: pelo
Product: protein pelota
Exons: 2
Coding region: 301-1476 (391 amino acids)
Biological process (GO): RNA surveillance; nuclear-transcribed mRNA catabolic process, non-stop decay; ribosome disassembly
Cellular component (GO): cytoplasm
Source: RefSeq, a predicted model, not a curated record
CAGAACUCUGGUGCUGCUGACUGAUUUUGGUGCUUAAAAUGCUGAUGCAGAUUGUUUUUGAGGAAAUGUCAAUACUUUUGGGCAUCUUAAUGUAUUAAAAAGAGGAAAAAUAAAAUCUUUUGCUGGAAACUUAAAUUUAUCUUAAACAAAUGCGGAAAAACAUGUUGAAAACUUUUCAACGUCCACAGAGUAGUACGAUAAAACCACAAAAGUGACAUUAACCCAAAAACCCCGUGUGAUAGUAGUAGAGCAAAAGUGAUAAGUUAACAACAGACAGAGCAAAUAAUAGACGACAUAAUAAUGAAGUUGGUCAGUAAAAAUAUGGAUAAAGGGGGUCAAGGCUCCGUGAUCUUAAUACCCGAAGAAUCUGAGGACAUGUGGCAUGCUUAUAAUCUGAUAUCUGAGGGCGAUAGUGUACGUAGUACCACCAUACGUAAGGUGCAAAAUGAAACGGCGACUGGCUCCAGUACAAGUAGUCGUGUGCGUACCACUUUAACCAUAACCGUAGAAUCAAUAGAUUUUGAUACUCAGGCUUGUGUUUUACGUUUAAAGGGACGUAAUAUCGAGGAAAAUCAAUAUGUGAAAAUGGGUGCCUAUCAUACCUUAGACUUGGAGCUGAAUCGCAAGUUUGAAUUACGCAAACCGGAAUGGGAUUCAAUAGCGUUAGAACGUAUUGAUAUGGCUUGUGAUCCCACACAAUCGGCUGAUGUUGCAGCCGUAGUUAUGCAAGAAGGUUUAGCCCAUGUUUGUCUUAUAACUCCCAGCAUGACAUUGGUACGCAGUAAAAUAGAAGUGAAUAUACCGCGCAAACGAAAAGGCAACAUACAGCAACACGAAAAGGGUCUAGCCAAGUUCUAUGAAAGUGUUAUGCAAGGCAUAUUGAGGCAUGUAAACUUCGAGGUAGUAAAAUGUGUACUUAUAGCCUCGCCCGGUUUUGUUAGGGACCAAUUUUUUGAGUAUAUGUAUCAACAGGCUGUUAAAACCGAUAACAAAGUGUUGCUGGACAACAAAAGCAAAUUUAUGCUCGUACACUCUUCAUCUGGAUUUAAGCAUGCCCUUAAAGAGGUGCUACAAGAGCCAGCGGUAAUGUCGAAAAUCUCAGACACCAAGGCGGCCGGUGAGGUAAAAGCUUUAGAACAAUUCUAUACCAUGUUACAGUGUGAACCGGCUAAGGCAUUUUAUGGCAAAAAACAUAUACUAAUGGCUGCCGAUAACAUGGCUAUAGAGACGUUACUCAUCUCUGAUAAUCUGUUUCGUUGUCAAGAUGUUCAACAGCGCAAGGAAUAUGUACAACUGGUGGAAAAUGUACGUGACGCCGGUGGAGAUGUGAAAAUAUUUUCCAGUAUGCAUAUUUCAGGUGAACAAUUGGCACAAUUGACCGGCAUAGCCGCCUUGUUGCGUUUUCCUAUGCCCGAACUGGAAGAGGACUCAGACGAUGAGGGCGACAAUGGUGCAGCUGACUCAGAUUCGGAUUAAGAGAUUGCGGGAGUGCUUUACUUUAAUUAAGUGCUGUAAAAUAAUUUAAAUAAGGGAUUUUUUUCUAUUCAUAACUAAGUUUAUAAACUCGCAUGAACUUACAUUAGUUGCAGGUUUUUAUAUACAUAAACAAUUUUUUUAGCUAUUAACGAUAUUUAAAUUUAAAGAAAAAAUAAAAUAAAAGUCAACUUAUACAUAUUCGUAAAUAAAUAAUAAUGAAAUAAAAUAAUAAUCAAAAGCCGUAAUAAAAAUAUUUAAAUUUCCAAAAGAAGAACAUUUUGUUUAAACACUUAAAUUCUGAACAUAUGUUAUGAACAUGAGGUUUUGUUUGUGUUAUGUAAUUCUAAAAUUUUAUAGAAUUUCCAAAUUGUUUUUCAUUAAAAAUUUCGAUAUUUAUUCUUUUAUUUCUAUGACCUGGUUGAGACUGGGAAACUUUUGAUUUUGUGUGUGAGAGAAAGAGAUGGUUAAUAUAUUUCUUUCUCUUUCUCUCACACACAAAAAUCAAAAGUUUCCUAAAAAAAAGUUACCCAGUGUAAACCAUGUCUAUGCAAUUAAAAAUGUUUAACAGCAGAACUCAUAAGAAUUUUCUUGAAGUAAAUAAAACCGAAUUAAUUUUCAUUCGAUGAAAUUAAUCAGUUUUAGUUACAGUAACAAUAAUCCCAGUAACUCAUAUUUCAAUAUCCAAUGCAUAUGGCAACCUUAAUGCAGGAACCUUUUAAAAGACAGAUAAUGCGGUUUACCGUUAAUUAGAGCGUCCCUUUUUUUCCAUUUUUUGAGGGAUUAUAUAUAUUUAAAUGUAAAAUUAAAUUAGAAUUAUAAUUAUUUAGUAAUAGCUAUAAAUUUGUAAGUAGUUUUAAGUUUGAAAGUCCAUGGAGGAUACUUAGUAUGUCGGAAUAUAUGUAACAUGAUUAUUAGUUUUAAGAAAACAUGUAAAUUGAAUGUUUUGGAAAAUAAAUGAAAUGAAAUG